AUGUCCCCUCGCCGCCCUAAUCCUGCUCAGGCGUCACAACCUUGGACGUCGCAUGAUUCCAUCAAGAUGAUGCCAGAAACUCAUCUUGGUAGCUUACAGCCCUUCCAUCCUGACGUUUAUCAGUCGACCUCAUUUUCUCAUAACGCCACUCGUCAGCCGACAUACCCGCUUCAAUCGCAACAACAAGUGUACCGUCCCUCGUCGGGGCCUCGCGAUAUUGUAUGGUGGUGUGAAUUCUUAGACAAUGUUACACCGGGACCUUCGACACCGCGGCUAGAUCCCAUUCGAAGCCCUGGCCCCGUCACGCCACUGGCGCUCGAUGCAGUUGACUACGAAGCGAAUGGUUCUGUGAAACAUCAAAAUGCCCCACGCAAGAUCCCCCAAAGCAACAACUGA
Molecule: messenger RNA, 396 nt
Organism: Penicillium antarcticum
Lineage: Eukaryota; Fungi; Ascomycota; Eurotiomycetes; Eurotiales; Aspergillaceae
Exons: 1
Coding region: 1-396 (131 amino acids)
Source: RefSeq, a predicted model, not a curated record